Phyllotreta striolata is the source of this 2617-nucleotide messenger RNA. The record is from the annotation of a GenBank genome assembly. Lineage: Eukaryota; Metazoa; Arthropoda; Insecta; Coleoptera; Chrysomelidae.
GUUUGUUUGGUGUCUGUGGUUUUGGGAGGAUAACAAUAAUGAGAACUGAUUUUUAUUUAAUAAUCUUAAGUAGUUAAUGAAAUAAUGUGAUAUUUACCAACAAUUAGCUUAAUUAGGGCGAAUUCGAUAAAAAAUUCGCCGCGACUGUAGCCACGACAAACCGACAAAACUCGCAUACUCAGUCGACAUAGCUUCAUGCACAGUUAGCGAAUCGUCGCGAAGAAUCGGAGAAAUCCAGCGGAAAUGUCGAAGCCCAAAGUGAACGGCGAGUGGAAGCGCCGCGUGAAGCAGGAGUACAUGCGCCUGAGGCAAUUGAAGCGCUACAAACGCGCCGACGACGUGAAGGCCGCCUGGAACCAAAACCGCCACAAGAUGACUGAAAACCUCAACGAAGAACAGAAACGAUGGACCGACGGCAAGGCCUUUUGGGGCGCCACCAACGAAGUACCCGCCCACGUGGCUUGCAUGAAAAAGGCCGAAGUUAUCGGCAACGAAGGUGACAUUCAAGUGGUGACCAUCAAAAUAAUGAAUGCUGUUACUCCGAUUCCUACGAUGUACACGUGGGCUCCGAUACAGCAGAACUUCAUGGUGGAAGACGAAACCGUGCUGCAUAACAUACCGUACAUGGGCGACGAAAUCUUAGACCAAGACGGUACUUUCAUAGAAGAACUGAUCAAAAAUUACGAUGGUAAAGUACACGGAGACCGAGAAGCCGGUUUCAUCGACGACGAACUGUUCGUGGAGCUCGUACACGCCCUAAUGCAAUACCAAGACAAAGACAAUAAAUCCGACAAGAAGAAGGACGACAAAGAUAAAGAUAAAGACAAGAAGGAGGAGAAGGAUAAGGUGAAAGUCGUGGAUGAUAAGGAGAAGGAGAGCAAAGAGAAGAAAAAAGACGAGCUUGAUUUCCCCGUGUUCGUGAUAUUCCAAGCCAUCUCGUCGCAAUUUCCCGACAAAGGGGGACCCGAGGAACUGAGAGACAAGUACGUGGAAUUGACCGAGAGGACUGAUCCCAACGCCCCGCCGGAGUGCACGCCCGACAUCGACGGCCCCAACGCCGCCUCGGUGCCCCGAGAGCAAACGUUGCACUCGUUCCACACGUUGUUCUGUCGCCGGUGCUUCAAAUACGACUGUUUCCUACACAGACUGCAAGUGUGCCAUCCGGGUCCGAAUUUGCAGAAGCGCAGGGGGCCCGAUUUGAAGCCGUUCACGGAGCCCUGCGGAUCGGACUGUUAUUUACUUUUGGACGUGGUGAAAGAGAAUCUAGCGGCCAAGGCCAAGCAGGAGGAGGAAUCCGAAAAGGAAAAGGAAAAAGAGAAGGAAGUGAAAGCGAAAGUGCCUAAAACCUCGUUGGAUAACCAGGACGCGAACAAAUCGAACAGUGCCAAUAACCCGAGGAAGAUAUGCAAGCAACAGAGCGUCGACAGCGGCAACGAGGCCAGCUCGGAGGACAGCAACGACAGCAACAAAUACAAAGAAAACGACAGCACCGAUCCGGUAUCGACGACCACAUCGUUCAGUUUGCUGGGCCUGAUGGGCGCCGACGAUCACAAGGAAUGGACGGGUUCCGACGAAAGUCUCUUCAGAAUACUCCACAAAGUGUUCCUUAACAACUACUGCGCCAUUGCUCAGAUCAUGCUGACCAAAACCUGCCAACAAGUGUACGAGUUCGCGCAAAAAGAAUCGGCCGACAUACCGCCCGACGAGCAGGUGCGCGACUACACGCCGCCGCGGAAGAAGAAGAAGAAACACCGCCUGUGGUCGAUGCACUGCAGAAAAAUUCAAUUGAAGAAGGACUCGAGCAGCAAUCACGUGUACAAUUUCACGCCGUGCGACCACGGCGGCCGCGGCUGCGACCACGAUUGCCCGUGCAUCGGUGCGCAGAAUUUCUGCGAGAAGUUCUGCAACUGCAGCUCGGACUGCCAGAACCGGUUUCCGGGUUGCCGGUGCAAGGCGCAGUGCAACACGAAGCAGUGCCCGUGCUAUUUGGCGGUGCGCGAAUGCGAUCCCGAUCUGUGCCAGACGUGCGGCGCCGAUCAGUUCGAUAACAGCAAGAUCACGUGUAAGAACGUGAGCGUGCAGAGGGGAUUGCAUAAGCAUUUGCUGAUGGCCCCUUCGGACGUGGCCGGUUGGGGUAUUUUUUUGAAAGACAGCGCCCAGAAGAACGAGUUCAUAUCGGAGUAUUGCGGGGAGAUUAUAUCGCAGGACGAGGCGGACAGAAGGGGCAAAGUGUACGAUAAAUAUAUGUGUAGUUUCUUGUUCAAUUUAAAUAAUGAUUUUGUUGUUGAUGCUACGAGGAAGGGUAAUAAGAUCAGAUUCGCCAAUCAUUCUAUUAAUCCGAAUUGUUAUGCCAAAGUGAUGAUGGUGAACGGUGAUCAUAGAAUUGGAAUUUUCGCCAAAAGGGCUAUACAGCCAGGCGAAGAAUUGUUCUUCGAUUACAGAUAUGGUCCCACUGAGCAAUUGAAGUUUGUGGGUAUCGAGAGAGAAAUGGAAUUUUUAUAAACGUAAAAAUUCUAUUAGGUUCUGUAAGUGCUAGUAGUAGGAUUUUUUGUUUGUUUGAAAUAGUACUGAUUUUCGAGUACACAUGCGGUAUUAAUGUGUAAUUUUUACAAAUUUU